AAAUACACACCACGUGAACUACUUCCCAAUUGCAAUCUCUCUCUCUCUCUCUCCCUCCUAUAUAUUUUGCUUUUCUAAAUAUAGCAACUAAUUGUAAUGGCUAAGUUAAGCUUCACUGUAUGCUUCUUGUUGUUUCUUCUGUUAUCUUCAGUCGCCGCUGGAAGCCGCCCUCUUAAGCAGGCACCGGUUGGGGUGAAGGUUAAAGGUCUAAUCCCUUCUAGCGAAGCUACGAGUCCGACUGUAGCGAAUGAUCAAGCUGCGGGUAGCAGCAGUAGCCACGGGAAAUCUCCAGAGCGGUUAAGUCCAGGAGGACCCGACCCACAACAUCAUUAGUUAUUUAGGGUUCCCUUUAUAAUUAAGAGUUGUUUUCCAUUUCUUCGAGAUAUGCAUUUCUUAUCAAUAAUUUGGUUGCAAUGAUUCUGUUUUUGUUUUGUAAUAAAAUUGUGAAUUUGCGUUUGUAAGAUUAUUACAAAAUUUACAGUUUU
Molecule: messenger RNA, 485 nt
Organism: Camelina sativa (false flax)
Lineage: Eukaryota; Viridiplantae; Streptophyta; Magnoliopsida; Brassicales; Brassicaceae
Source: RefSeq, a predicted model, not a curated record